AUUUCCUUGCUGACCAACCAAUCGCAAAGCCUAUUGCUGAAAAGUGCGGUACGUAAAGCCGGAGGAUUGUAAGCGGCCCAGGUGAACCCGGUCCAUCUGAGUUCUGGGUGAGGAACUUCUGUUGGUGUUUGGGGCCGCAGGAACUGGAAACCAUGGAUGACUCACACACGCUUUGAGACUUCAUGUAGAUCUGGGUUUUCUUGGAAACCUACCAUAAAGCUGAACGAAUUGUGGAACAGACCUAUGGUAGAAUUAGAAUUUUGAAGCACAGCCUUCAAGGCACAAGCCUGUAAUCCCAGUUACUUGGGAAGUGGAAGCAAGACAUUUGCAGAUUCAAGGCCGGCCUGGGCCACAAGGCUGGCGGUGGCAGAGUCAACAUCAAAGUAUGCUUCGUGGUGUUCUGGGAAAGGCCUUCCGACUUGCUGGCUAUACCAUUCAGUAUGGCUGUAUAGCUCACUGUGCUUUUGAAUACGUUGGUGGUGUUGUAAUGUGUUCUGGACCAUCGAUGGAACCUACAAUUCAAAAUUCAGAUAUUGUCUUUGCAGAAAAUCUUAGCCGACACUUUUAUGGCAUCCAAAGAGGUGACAUUGUAAUUGCAAAAAGUCCGAGUGACCCAAAAUCAAGUAUCUGUAAAAGAGUAAUUGGUUUGGAAGGGGACAAAAUCCUUGCCGAUAAUCCACCUGACAUCUUUAAGAGCCGUAACUAUGUACCAACAGGUCACGUUUGGUUAGAAGGUGAUAACUUAGAGAAUUCUACCGAUUCCAGAUGUUACGGACCUGUACCAUAUGGACUCAUAAGAGGACGGAUCUUCUUUAAGAAUAACUGAUGAAGAGAAUGUACUGCAGUGUCUAACACAGAGGAAAGGAAAAGGGAACAUCAUGAUGAUAAAGAAUUUUCAUUAAUUGUAUUCAACUGUAUUUUCAUUUUACAGAUUUGGCCUUUCAGUGAUUUUGGAUUUCUGCGUGACAGCCCAAAUGGCCACAGAUUUUCUGAUGAUUAAUAAGUAUUUCCUUUUAAUUUGAUUAUUGUCUCCUAUUCAAGUGACUUUAUUCUUACUACAGUUGAAACCGUGAACUUAACAAUAAACUAUUUGCUAUUCAGUUUUA
Rattus norvegicus (Norway rat) is the source of this 1106-nucleotide messenger RNA. RefSeq names its product inner mitochondrial membrane peptidase subunit 1 (gene Immp1l). The record is from RefSeq and is a predicted model, not a curated record. Gene Ontology annotation, molecular function: serine-type peptidase activity; serine-type endopeptidase activity. Lineage: Eukaryota; Metazoa; Chordata; Mammalia; Rodentia; Muridae. Gene Ontology annotation, cellular component: mitochondrion; mitochondrial inner membrane; membrane. Gene Ontology annotation, biological process: protein maturation; proteolysis.